CUCAGCCGGAUACCUUUGGUCGUCGAUGGGAGUGACUUGAACCAGCCACACAGCGAAAGGGGGCAAAAGAAAUUGCACGUGGUGUGAGAAAGGUGGCCCAUAAAAACAACGCCUUUUAAGCCGCAGAAAGCCGUGACGUCAUAAUGAAAGGCGAGAGAGAGAGAGAGAGCGUUUAUGUUUGAAUUGAGGAUGCGGGCAGCGCUUACUUUACGAUCGGCAUUUUCUUUCUUUCGUUUUUAUUUUUGUGGCAGGUUUUUUUUUUUUUAUUUCGGCAUGACGUCCAGGCUCGGAAGUAAACAGGUUUUGUAUUGUUUAAGAGUUGUUGGUCCAAACCCUGCGAGUGCUUACAGUGGUUUAACCAGCGCGACAGCUGCUAUAUGUCGGGCUCGACGCGAUCGUCAUCCUGGCGCGCACAUACGUCAUUCAAAGCUCGGCAGCUGCCCGCUGAUCCGUGGCUACGACCCGCACCGCCGAGUUCAUCUCGACCCUCCGCCCCGGCCGGACGCAACCUUUUCCGAGCUACUCACUGCCGCUAUGAUGUCCGUAACGGCGGCGUUGCUUCUGCUGAUAUCGGUCCUGCUGGCGGCUCUCUUCACAUGGCGGUGGUGGCACUUCGCGUAUUUCAAAAGGAUCGGUAUUCCCGGACCGAAGCCGAACCUAAUAUGGGGCAACCUCGUAGAAUACCACUCAACGGACAUAUAUAAGGUUAUUGGCAGAUGGAUUGAAGAAUACGGCGACAUGUUUGGUUUCUACAACGGCGACGUGCCCUUCGUCGUGACCCAGGACCUGGAGUUGAUCGAGGAGGUGUGCGUGCGCAGCUUCUCGAAUUUCACUGGCCGAGGGGUGACAAUGAUGAUUGAAAAACUGCAUCCGGUUAUGGGUGAGUCCACUAUAAGCAUCGAAGGCUCAAAGUGGAGGAGCAUCCGAAACGCCAUGGCCUGCAGUCUCAGCGCAGCAAAGUUAAAGAUGAUAAUGCCGCUAAUGGAAGAAUACAUCGCCGGCCUGCUAAAGUCUCUGGAGGAACCGGCCAGAUUGGGCAACGAGGUGAACAUGCGGCAGACAUACGAGCAGCUGUCCGCGGACUUCGUGGCGCGGGUCUCGUUUGGCGUUGACGAGCGAUUCGAGAGAAGGCCCGACCACUCGAUCGCCAUCUUUGCCAGUGAAUCCUGCAGCAGGAUAAUGACCGGUCCGCUGCACAUGAUUGCGCAGAGCACCACGAGCUUCGGACGCUUGAUGAAGCCGCUGUGCUUGAUUUCUCUUGCAACUGAGGGCUUCGGCAAUGUGUCUAGGAAGAUGGCUAAGAUAAUUGAGGGUAGGAAAAAUGACCCUUCGUGUCGAAGACCUGACAUUCUGCAAAAUCUGCUCGAUGCGGAGUACGUUGAGAGCAAAGCGCCUACGAAUGGUGCCAAGGUGAAAAACGGACGACUGAGAAGCAGGCCACUUACCAACGUAGAAGUAGUUAGCUGCGCGGCCACACUAUUCGUCGCAGGGUACGAAACGAUAGCGUCGUCGCUCAGUUACCUGACCUUUGUCUUUGCCAAAUACCCGGACGUCCAAGAGAAGGUGCGCCAAGAAGUUACCGAUGCCAUCUCUGAGCAGGGCAAACUCGACUUCGAGAUGGUGAUGAAAAGGCUGAAUUACCUGGAACGAGUAAUCAAGGAGACAAUGCGGCUUUAUCCACCCGGCCUCACGUUCGUGACGAGGCAAGCCAAGCAGGACUUCGCAUACAAGGGCACACAGUUCAAGGCCGGAACGUGCUUCAUGGCGCCGCUAUAUCAGAUCCAGAGGGACCCACGCUUCUGGCCUGACCCCUUGGAGUUCAACCCUGACAGGUUCGCCCCCGAAAACGACGCUCAGCUGGUCAAGAUGGCGUACAUGCCUUUCGGCGUGGGGCCGCGAAACUGUGUCGGCACUAGCAUGGGCAUGCUAAAUCUCAAGCUGACGAUGGCAAAGCUGCUGCUCAAGUACCGCCUGGAGCUCGGCUCCUCCCAAAUGGGUGAAAUGACGAUAAAGUCACGGGCGAUGGUGUCAGCUCCUGCGAAAGGCCCGUGGAUCAUUAUUCGUCACCUUAAUAAGCACCUAUAGCAACAUUUGUGCUCCCAGUUUCUGCAACGAAUAUGUCAGCUACACUUCGUGCACAGACACGCCAAGACCCGCACGCAGUGGUGCACUCUGACCGCUUUAGUACUGCAUUGCAGAGCAAGCUUCCUUAUCGCUCAUGGUGGUGGUAUGGCGCAUCUUCAUCAAUCAACAGCUGUUCAAGAUAGCGCUGUGUGCUGUUUCAUGUGCCUUCUAUGUCGGCGUCCUUCUCUCUGUGUUACAGCAAAUUGGAUGAUUCAUUAUCGCGGUACUGAAUACGCCCACCUGUGGUCGAAACAUAUAACCAGCAACGACAAAGCGUUCGCGUCCUGUGUGAGAACCAUGCUUAUGUGCUGUAGUGAGCGAACCUUCGCGUUCAUAUUACGUGGAAAGGAGGUCGUAUUUGAACUGACGCCUCUCUCUCUCUCUCGCUCUCUCUCUCUCUCUCUCUCUCUCUAUCUAUCUAUCUAUCUAUCUAUCUAUCUAUCUAUCUAUCUAUCUAUCUAUCUAUCUAUCUAUCUAUCUAUCUAUCUAUCUAUCUAUCUAUCUAUCUCGCUCUCUACUGAAGCGCUGUUUGAAAAUUUGACGAGUAUCAUGCGCCGGACAUUGGUAACGUUACAUAAUGCAUAAUAACAUAUACCCUAGUAACUUGUCACUCGUAAACAGCGUUUCAGGCAGGGGCGCACGUCAUUUCGCCAACGGAGAGCUAUUUGAGAGAAACAGCGGCAAACGCACACUGGAAAGUGCGAGGGUCGAUGACUUGGAUCACUUUUCGCGCUGUAACAACUUUUCUUGACCUGCCGCGGUAGCUCAGUGGCUGUAACAUUGCGCUGCUGAGCUUGAGGUUGCGGGUUCGACCCCGGCCGCGGCAUCCGCGUCUCGAUGGACACGAAGAGGCUCGUGUACUUAGAUUUAGGUGCUCGUUAAAGAACGCCAGGUGGUCAAAAUUAAUUUGGAGUCCAGCAGAAGGGCGUGUCUCACAAUUAAUUAGAUCGUGGCCUUGGCACGUAAGAGCAGAUAACUUCCUUGAAUAAUUAAAAAAAAAUUUUUCACAUCUUCUCAACUUCUUUCUCCUUUUCAAGUUGCCUUAUCCUUGAAGGUGGGUAUUAGCAAAGAUAUAUAUAUAUAUAU
Dermacentor andersoni is the source of this 3210-nucleotide messenger RNA. RefSeq names its product cytochrome P450 3A14-like. The record is from RefSeq and is a predicted model, not a curated record. Gene Ontology annotation, molecular function: oxidoreductase activity, acting on paired donors, with incorporation or reduction of molecular oxygen; monooxygenase activity; heme binding. NCBI's taxonomy places the organism in Eukaryota, Metazoa, Arthropoda, Arachnida, Ixodida, Ixodidae.